Messenger RNA from Schistocerca piceifrons (Central American locust), 888 nucleotides. Its product is annotated as brachyurin-like. The transcript is spliced from 7 exons. The record is from RefSeq and is a predicted model, not a curated record. NCBI's taxonomy places the organism in Eukaryota, Metazoa, Arthropoda, Insecta, Orthoptera, Acrididae. The coding region runs from base 1 to 888 and encodes 295 amino acids. Gene Ontology annotation, molecular function: serine-type endopeptidase activity. Gene Ontology annotation, biological process: proteolysis.
AUGAAACUCCUGUUGGCGUGCGUUCUCCUGUCAGUGGCGGUGGCGCAGGGAGACUCCCAGCGCUACGUGCGUCGCUUCCCCUCGGGCAGGGCGAGGCGGCCUAUGGACACCGUGGUGCUCAGACCGUCAGGCAAUCACCAAGAUGACACAAAGGAGGCGUCCGGAGGGGAACGCAUCAUCGGUGGCGUCGAGGCGAGCCUGGGCCAAUUCCCGUGGCAGGCGGCGGUGCGGCUGGACGGCUCCGCCUUCUGCGGCGGCUCGCUCAUCACGGAGAACUGCGUCCUCACCGCGGCCCACUGCGCCUACGGGACAACGUCCUUCACGAUAAGUCUGGGCACAUUGUCGUCCGCUGAAAACCCAGAGGGGGCGCUGACGCAGACGUCGACGGACGCAGUCGUCCACCAGGACUACUGGACGGACGGCAGCACCACGGACAACGACGUCGCUGUCGUUCACCUCUCGGAAAUGGUUACGCUUACUGACACAAUCAAGACUGUGAGGCUGGCGUCGCAGGUGGACAAGACUUACAAUUACUGGACAGCAACCCUUAGUGGCUGGGGCAAGGUGUCUGACGAGUCACAAACCGUGAGCCCUACGCUGAUGUACGUAGACCUGGUCGUCAUCCGCAAUGAAGACUGUGAGGAGGCCUUUCCUGGAGCCAUCAGCAUCGACCACAUUUGCACAAGGGGUGCCACCAAUGAAAGUCCUUGUAAUGGCGACAGCGGCGGCCCUCUGGUAGUACUAGAGGAAGACGGCGAAAUCACGCAAGUGGGCGUGGUCUCUUUUGGGUCUGACUACGGCUGUUCACUUGGGUACCCAGGAGCCUACGCGCGCGUCACCACCUACAUCGACUGGAUCAACGAGAACUCAGUCCACGCUGGGCGCUGA